AGUACCCAAGAAAACACUACAAAUAAAUUUCCAAACAAAAAACAUUCUUCAAGUUCAAAAGUGAGGGUCACAUUUUGAACUUAGAAGAAAAAACAAAAGUCAAAAAAAUGCCCAAAAAAAGUUCCCCUGUUUUCCAGAAAGUUUCUAAUCUACUAAACAUGUCAAUUUUCUUAUCAAAAAUGAGAAAACCCAUUAUUACAAGGCUAAUUUCUCUGAAAAAAGCGAAGAAAAUGAAGAAAUUUAGUCUCCUUAAGCAUUAUAAUUAUGGGUAUAUUCAAGAAUACCAAUUCUCUCCUUCAAAUACACCAUUGAUUCAUUACCAUAACAAAAAAAAUUCACUCAGAAAACAGAGGAGUUACAGAGAUAUUUGCUCUGUUUUCUUUAUUUCGAGAUGUUUGGGAAUGGCGAAUGGCGAAGGAGAAGAAAAAAGGAGAAAGUACCCAGUGUUGGAGUUGGAGGGAUUAGCUUCUAUGGAACAAUUUGCAGAUUUUGGUGGUGAGGACGACGACGACAACGAUGAUGAUGAUGGUUCAGUUGAUGAAAGAGCUGAGAAGUUUAUUGAAAGGUUUUAUGAAGAAAUUAAAUUGCAAAACAACAAUCAUUUUUUGGAGAAGUUUAAUGCAAUGGUUGAUAAUUCAUGAAAGCAGAGCCCCGAAUCAGUGACAAAACUAGAAUUUUAAAUUCGAAAAAAAAUGUCAUUCGGUUCCAUAAAUGAUUUUUUCAACAAAAAUAUAAAGUUAUUAGAUUCUGUCGAACUUGCAAAGCCGAUGACUAGUCUGCGUUCUCUAAGAAGAAAAGGAGAGAGAUUUUUUUGUCUUUUUCAUUUUCUUAUUUUUGAUUUUUUUUUGUUGUUGUUGUUGGUGUUUGGGUUUAGGUUGGAUUGUGAUGAUAUUCUAUUUUGAUUUAUUUUUCUCCACAUUGUUUUUAAUGGCUGUGGAGAAUUGUCGUUUACUUUUAUUUUAUUUGUAUUGUUGGCUGGUUGUUUUAAAAGUUGUCCAUUGAAAUGGACUACUUUUCUCAUUUUAUACACAAAUAUUUGAAGAAAUUAUAGAAUGUGAUUGUAGAAUA
Molecule: messenger RNA, 1068 nt
Organism: Solanum dulcamara
Lineage: Eukaryota; Viridiplantae; Streptophyta; Magnoliopsida; Solanales; Solanaceae
Exons: 1
Coding region: 108-641 (177 amino acids)
Source: RefSeq, a predicted model, not a curated record